Medioppia subpectinata is the source of this 2283-nucleotide messenger RNA. NCBI's taxonomy places the organism in Eukaryota, Metazoa, Arthropoda, Arachnida, Sarcoptiformes, Oppiidae. The record is from the annotation of a GenBank genome assembly.
CUGGGAUUUAGCUUUUUUGCAUAUCAACCAGAAUUCUGGUGCAGUGAUGUUCCCAUUGAUUAUCAGAAUAAAACAGAAGAUAUGAAAUGCAAGAAAUUUGUCAAUUCUAGUGAAUUGUGUACUGAAUGGCAAUACAACAGAAAUGAUUUUCACAAAUCAAUCAUCACUGAAUUUGAUUUGGUGUGCGAUCGGUCUAACUAUGCAUCGCUCACACAAUCGUUUUAUAUGUUGGGAUACUUAGUGUCGGGUCUCAUACUAUCCUUUCUUCCCGACAAAUACGGCCGAAGACCUCUUUGUUGGAUAUACUUUCUCAUCGAAGUUAUAUCGCUUAUAGCCUGUGCGCUGUCAGUCAAUAUAUAUCAAUAUAUUAUUUUCCGUUUGUUUGUGGCGAUUGGCGGCUGCGGUCGCACCGGCACUAUGUGUGUGACGCUGAUGGAAAACAUGGGACCAAAACACCGGUCAGAUAUAUAUCUAGUCGGAGGGAUGGGAUGGCUGGUAGGGUAUUGCCUAAUACCAGUGAUGGCUUACUUUAUCCAAGACUUCCGUUACAUGCAUUGGGCGGUUGUGUGUCCAUUGGUUUGUAUGAUCUGUUGGCUAUUUUUCCUCAAUGAGUCUCCGCGUUGGCUCAUCACUAGUGGACACACAGACAAAGCCGAACGGGUUUUGCGGCAAAUAGUUGAGCAAAACGGUCUCAACGACGAGAACUUUGACGAAAAGUUUGCCGAACUUAAGGCACACUUGCAUUUAAGUCAACAAAACGAGAAGACUUAUACCUUCUUCGAUCUCUUGCGGACACCAAAUCUGCGCAAAUAUUCAAUAGUAUUCUGCUUUUCGUGGCUCGUCAUUGGUUUAGUCUAUUAUGGCUUUAGUCUAAAUAUGGCCGACUUUGGUGGAAAUUUCUACAUCUCUUUUCUUAUGGGAGGUGUGGUAGAGUUGCCGUCGUCUAUAAUAGCGAUCCUAACGCUCCGAUACUUCGGCCGCAAAAAGUCAUUCUUUGGUUUCCUGACCAUUAUAUCGAUGGCCUCAUUAGCGGUGAUCGCAGCCAACGAUACCAUACUUAAGGUGUCGUUCGCACUGAUAGGCAAGUUUGCUGUCGGAACCGUCUGGUGGGUCGUCGAGGUCUAUGUGCCUGAACUCUACCCCACGUUAAUGCGAAACUGUGCGUCCGGUUCGUCGCAAGCUAUGGCCAGAUUAGGGUCAACUGCCUCUCCUUUUAUGGGAGAUUUGGCCUCAAAGUAUAGUCUAACUUAUGUAAUGGUUUUCUAUGCAAUCAUAUCGAUGUGCAGCGCCUUUAUGUCACUCCUAUUGCCGGAAACAAAGAACAAGGAAUUGCCCGACACUUUGGCUGAUGUCGAGUAUAUGGAUAACAAUAAGUCAUUUAUGGUAGACAACAACGGCGCCGAUGAUAGCGGACUUCUCGACCAAAAAGCUUGUGAGAAGGCCUUCAUAACUGAAAAAACAUUCAUAAUAUUUUCGGAAGCAAAGAAAGACAUAAGAAUUGGCGAAUUGAAUGAAAUGACUGGAAAAAUAUCGUUUACUUUGAAUGAAUCGAUUUACGGCAUUGACUACAGUAUUAGCGGUCAUCUAUUGUUUGUGAAUAAUCAGCGCUCAAAUCUGGUCUCACCAUUGCCUUCAAACCACACAAAUUCACUCAACAUUACUCUACAAAAAGUGUUAAACAAACAAAAAUAUCACUUCUUAUCGCGAAUUGCUUUUGAUUGGAUCCAUGAGCUCUUGUAUUGGACGGACGACACCAGUAUUGAAGUGAUUUCAAUACACAGACCAUCUCUACGCUAUGUAUGCGUUGAGAAUAGUUUUGAUGUCAUCCGUAAUGUAGCCAUAGAUCCGUUGGAAUCGCUUAUAAUUUGGAUUCAAUGGCAGGAGAGUGGAGAUAACGAUAAGAUAAUGCGCUCAUCACAAGCGGGAACUGAUGUUAAAGUUGUGGUCGAUUACGAUCUCAAAUAUUCCUAUGCACUCACACUUGAUGUCAACUCAAAGACAAUCUAUUGGAUUGAUUCCCAAUUAUAUACCCUCUCAUCGAUUGGAUAUUUUGGCCAAAAUCGGAGGACUAUUGCGAAAUCAUAUGAUCUCUUCUCGAGUUCAUAUCGAAUGGAUUUCUUCGCCGAUUAUAUCUAUUGGACUAAUGAUAGACACAAUGCUAUACUACGGACCCAUCGGACGGGUAGUAACGGCACGAAACGGUUUGUCGUCUUUAAGGCUAACGUAUCAAUAGAUGCCAUCAAAAUAGUAGACAAAACCAAACAACCGAUGAUUGCCCUCAAC